AUGUCUGAGCUGAUUAAUCCUUCGGUAAUUGUGGUGGGAGGUGGUGCCUUUGGCACCUCGACGGCCUACCACCUAUCAAAACGUGGGUACGGUCGAGUCAAAGUUCUCGAUCGUUUUGCCGCGCCAUCAAAAGAUGCUGCUGCGACCGAUCUGAACAAGAUCGUAAGAUUCGAUUAUCCGAACCCAUUAUAUACCAAGCUCGGGUUGGAGGCGAUGCAGGUGUGGAAAGAGCCAGGCAAUUUGUUGUCUGGCAUGUUCCGUCAUACUGGAUGGAUCAUGGCCGCCCACGACAUGACUCAGGAGUUUCUCAAGUCCGCCCAUGAUGCGAGUCAGCGGGCUGGUAAGACCGGAGUACGAUACAUGGAAACCGAAGAAGUCAAGCGGACAUGGCCUCAGUUCACUGGGGAUUUUGAGGGCUGGACCAAUCUAUGGAGCCCGGAAGCCGGCUGGGUGCCUUCGGGUCAGGCGUUACUUCGACUCGCAACGGCAGCGCAAGCCAAUGGCGUGGAGUAUGUGACGGGAGAUCGAGGUUGGGUGCAGAGACUGCUCUUCGACGACAAAGGCUCAUGCAUCGGAGCGCUGAGCAAGAGCGGGGAAGCACAUCUGGCAGACGUGGUAGUGCUGUGCACUGGAGCUAACACUGCUGCCCUAAUCGAUGCAAAGGCGGAGAUAGUCGCACGCUCGCACUGCGUGGGUGUAAUCCAGCUAACGCCCGAAGAGGCGCAACGAUACAAGAACUUGCCCAUCGUGGAUGACUUUGAGCAAGGCAUAUUAUUCCCGCCAGAUGAGAACGACUUGCUUAAGUUGUGUAGCUGCCGCUUCAUCACCAACUACUACAACUCCAAGGUGGCAGGUGCUUCGUUAGGACACUCACAUGAAGACUUUCCUGAAGACGGCGUACCUCGACAGAUAGAAGAAGAGAUGCGGGAGUUCGUUCGAGACCAGAUCCCGGAGCUCGCUGAUAGAGAAUGGGUUUCAACGCGGAUGUGUUGGGACGGCGACACCAAGGACGUCAACUUUCGAAUCUGCCCAUCACCAACCAAUGCCAAUCUCUUCAUAGGCACUGCAGGGUCAGGACAUGGAUUCAAGUUCAUGCCGGUAAUUGGCAAGUAUAUUGUGGACAUGAUGGAGGGCAAGCUCAGUCAAGACUAUGUCGAUCUGUGGAAGUGGCGGUUCGGUGCAACGCCCCCAAAGACGGGCAAAGAGCCACACCCAUGGCCAGCCCGAGACUUGGGCGAGCUUGACGGAUGGAGGGGACGAAAUAGACGCGUCUUCAAGCAUUCGAGGAAGCAGUCUGAAGUAGCGCGUCUCUGA
This is a messenger RNA of Cyphellophora europaea CBS 101466, 1314 nucleotides long. RefSeq lists its product as uncharacterized. Gene Ontology annotation, molecular function: flavin adenine dinucleotide binding; saccharopine oxidase activity; sarcosine oxidase activity. The transcript is spliced from 3 exons. The coding region runs from base 1 to 1314 and encodes 437 amino acids. The record is from RefSeq and is a predicted model, not a curated record. Lineage: Eukaryota; Fungi; Ascomycota; Eurotiomycetes; Chaetothyriales; Cyphellophoraceae.